This is a messenger RNA of Paramormyrops kingsleyae, 2348 nucleotides long. Its product is annotated as basigin. NCBI's taxonomy places the organism in Eukaryota, Metazoa, Chordata, Actinopteri, Osteoglossiformes, Mormyridae. The record is from RefSeq and is a predicted model, not a curated record.
GCCCUCGGCCGGCCGGCCGGCUCUGUGUACGUGCGAGCCCACGCGCUGCGAAUCAGGCCAAUAGAGCGCCAGUAAACGCUGAGAGAAGCAGCGGAUUAACGCUCUGAUCGGCAGCUGUCCAUCCUCCGGCAAAUAGACUCGGUUUAUAAGAACUAAAGCUCCGUAAAUAUAUUUAAGGGUAACAAUGGCAUUAUUAUGGGUGUUUGGUGCGGUUAUGGUUUGCUUCUACCAAGUCACUUCAGAAACAGUGAGCUUUAUCAAAUCCCCAAUGUCCCAGACGACAGUGAGUGGGAGGAGCGCUGGGCUCCACUGUGAGGUCGUAGGCUUUCCCCUCCCAGAGGUGCAGUGGUGGUACGUUGAGGAGGAAGAGCCUGAAGAAACAAUUACUCAGCUGUUUGAUGGGGCCCGAAUGGAUCGAGUCCAGAUCCACACCACAUACAAUACUCAUGCCGCCAGCACCAUUCGCAUCUUGAACGUCACACUCAAUGACUCUGGGACGUAUGAAUGCAGGGCCUCCAACGACCCCGAGCGCAAUGCUCUGAGGAAGACGCUCAAAGUCAAGUGGAUCCGCUCGCAGGCUAACAUUUUUGUGUUUGAACAGCCUAACAUCCUGACCGAGCCAAAAGAGGCUAAUAUCACCACCGAGGUGCUCAGCUGCAACUUCACUGAGCCUCAGACUCCCAUCAAAGGUCAUCACUGGACCAGGAACGGAAACGUGAUCGAAGAGACGCGAAGCACCUCCACAGUGGGGUUCACCCAGUACAAAGUAGACAAAACUGACAUCAAAUUUGGAGGUGCUUUUUCUUGUGUCUUUAUUGCGGCUACUGAGUUUAACGAGUCUAUAAAACUUUCAGUGGUCCCCCAUGUCGUGGCUCCCAAGCACAACGAACACGUGACUGAGAACGACAAAGCGGUGCUCAUGUGCGAGAGCAGCACCUACCCACCCAUUGACAAAUGGCGAUGGUCCUUCACUGAUGAUAGCAAGAAUAAAAAGGACAUCACAGAGGAUGAAAAGUACAUUAUCAAGAUCGAGCCCAACAAGACCACCCUGUACAUUAAUAAUCCGGCCAGUAACAUGGACUCGGGCAGCUACACUUGCCAUGGUAGCAAUGACAUGGGUGAGUUCUCUGAUGACAUCACACUGCGUGUCCGCAGCCGGCUGGCCGCCCUGUGGCCCUUCCUCGGCAUCGUGGUGGAGGUGAUCGUCCUUGUCACCAUCAUCUUCAUCUUCGAGAAGAGGAGAAAGCCCGAGGACCUUGGUGAUGAUGACAAUGUAGGGUCUGCUCCACUGAAGAACGAGUCUGCCGCCAACCACAAAGACAAAAACGUGAGGCAGAGGAACUGUAACUGAAGAAGGACGGUGAUGAAGGAAUCCCGAUGGUGGCUGUAUGGUGUUUACGUGGAGCAGAGAGCACCGUCCGGUUCGUUCUAGAAAUCCUUUCCUCUUUCACAGAUUUUUCUUCAUUAAAUUAUGUCUAAAGGACCAAUAUACUCCUGAUGUUUCUCUUACUCUUGUAUUGGCAUGUCUUCUGUGCUAUCAGGUAGUUGAUGGAAGCCUAUGGGCAGGGACUGUGUGAGUUUAUCCGUGUUUAUUUUAAUCUCUGGAGCUAUCUAUUGUUUAUGCAGAAGUCUGUGUUUUCUCUGCGAGUGUGUGCGCUUCCUCCCAGUCGACCGGUCCUGCGUGCGCUUUUAAGAUAUCCAGCAUCAGUAUUAACAUCCUCUGGGGAAGGGGGGGUUGGUGGAGCCUCUGGGGACAGAGACCCCCCCCCCCACCACAUGCCGGGACACAUGUAUUACUGGAAGCCUGGUGGAAAUGACCUGUUCUGCUCCAUAAACAAUGCAGUGUGGGGCCCUCUGGGCUUUUUCUGAUGGCUGUAAUAACUGUACAGUUUGUUUGACGGACUCCAGGGGUGGAAUUUAAUGCUGGCUAUUGUUACUCCUCAGAUGUUUCUGGGCUGUUCAAGCUCAAAACUUGAAAUACUUUUUUAAAAAUGUGUUUUAUUAUUAUCAUUAUUUUUCAGAUAUCCUCAGUAAAAUGUCCUAAGAUCAUCUGCUAGCUGCUUUACAUCAUUUUGAAGCCCGAGACUGAUACCUGAUUUAUAACUUAAAUUUUGUGGCAUCCUUUAAAAUGAGUUAUUACAUUAUUUAACCCUUUUUGUGGAAAGUCCAAGCAAGAUAUUGUAUUAGUAUUGCACCUGGUGUGUACAUUUUGUCUUCCUAUUUUUAAAUUUUAGGAUGUUUUUAAAAUAUAAAUUAAGAAUCUGAAAUUAACGUGAUUUAACAAGCAAUAACUUGACUACUAACUGCUGUAACAAUUUGCACGAUUUAAAUAAAUGUAUUUGAUUUAU